AUAAUUUAGUCUGUCCAGAUACUGAUUCUCAUUCUACCUUUCAUUAAUCAUUUUAUUUAAAUUGUACGCCUAUGAUAACCAACGCUUAAAAUCCGCCUCAUUGUCUUGAGAGCCCAAACAAUUAUGGACAACGUUCAAUCACAGGCGUUCAUUUUGGCCAGAUUAAACGCGGGGUUAAACGUUGGUUGGCCAUUUUGAUUUUGUACCGGGGAAUUUUGGAGCUGUGCGCUGUGUUUGCCCGUUUGCUAACAAACAUACACUCACUUUGGCUUUAUUUUGCUGCACAACUCAAUGAUUAAUGCAAUGGUUUCUAUAAAACGAGAGAGAGAACUUGACUUGGAGGACGAUGAUGAAGUGCCUGUGAAAAUUGGCCGUUCGUCCGAGGACCGGAGAAGUCGCCACUGUCCCUACCUUGACACAAUUAAUAGGAGUGUGCUGGACUUCGAUUUUGAGAAGCUGUGCUCCAUUUCGCUUUCCCACAUUAACGUGUAUGCCUGUCUUAUCUGUGGAAAAUACUUCCAAGGUCGAGGUUUGAAGUCCCAUGCCUACACUCACAGUGUUCAGUUCACGCACCAUGUAUUUCUCAAUCUGCACACACUCAAGUUCUACUGUCUGCCAGAUAACUAUGAGAUUAUUGACUCAUCGCUGGAAGACAUCACGUAUGUCCUGAAGCCCACAUUCACCAAACAGCACAUCGCUGGAUUGGACAAGCAAGGAAAGCUGUAUCGAGCUUAUGAUGGCACUACCUAUCUGCCUGGCAUUGUGGGGCUCAACAACAUCAAGGCUAACGACUACGCUAAUGUGGUGCUACAGGCCCUGUCCAAUGUGCCACCGCUACGGAAUUACUUCCUGGAAGAGGAGAAUUACCGCGGCAUCCGUAGGCCACCUGGUGACAUCAUGUUCCUGCUGGUGCAGCGUUUCGGUGAGCUGAUGCGCAAGCUGUGGAACCCGCGGAACUUCAAGGCCCAUGUCUCGCCCCAUGAGAUGUUGCAGGCAGUUGUGCUGUGUAGCAAGAAGAACUUUCAGAUUACCAAGCAAGGGGAUGCUGUGGACUUCCUGUCCUGGUUCAUGAAUGCUCUGCAUGGGGCAUUGGGAGGAACCAAGAAAAAACCAUCAAGCCUUACCAAAGUAUUCCAGGGUUCCAUGCGUAUUUUCUCCAAGAAGCUUCCUCAUCCAGAUUUGCCACCAGAAGAGAAAGAGGCUCUGCUCUUGAAGGAGGAGUACCAAGAGGUGAUGUCUGAGUCUACCUUCCUCUUCUUGACCCUUGACCUUCCCACAGCCCCGCUGUAUAAAGAUGAAAAGGAGCAGCUUAUCAUUCCACAGGUCCCUCUCUUCAACAUCUUGGCCAAGUUCAACGGCAACACAGAGAAGGAGUAUAAAACCUACAAAGAGAAUUUCCUCAAGAGGUUCCAGCUGCUCAAGCUGCCCCCCUAUCUCAUCUUCUGCAUCAAGAGGUUCACGAAGAACAAUUUCUUUGUGGAGAAGAACCCUACCAUUGUCAACUUCCCAAUCACGAAUGUAGACCUUCGUGAGUACCUGACCGAAGAGGCUCAGGUCACAGAAAAGAACACCACCUAUGACCUGGUGGCCAAUGUGGUGCAUGACGGAAAGCCCACGGAGGGGGCAUACAGAAUACAUGUCCUGCAUCAUGGCACUGGGAAGUGGUAUGAGCUCCAGGACCUGCAGGUCACGGAUAUCCUGCCCCAGAUGAUCACACUGUCAGAGGCCUACAUUCAGAUUUGGAAAAGAAGAGAGAGUGAAGAUGAUGACAACCACACAGGAGCUUGAAGGAGGCAUUGUAUUGAAAGAUUGAUCGUACAGGGAAAGAUGUCACUCCCUGGCCAGUGGUCAGAUGACCUCAGGGUAAGCACACCCACCACAUGAGGAACAGGAAUGUGGAUUUAGGAUUUCGAGGAAAACCAUUGUCAUCUGUUAUUCUCAUUAACUUUUACAUGUCAAUGGCGGAAUAAACCAGCUUUGAAAUGUUUCCAGUAAUUUUUUUUAAAUAAAAGUGGAGAAUUA
This is a messenger RNA of Esox lucius (northern pike), 2022 nucleotides long. It is a transcript of the gene usp39, whose product is annotated as ubiquitin specific peptidase 39. Gene Ontology annotation, molecular function: zinc ion binding; cysteine-type deubiquitinase activity. Lineage: Eukaryota; Metazoa; Chordata; Actinopteri; Esociformes; Esocidae. The record is from RefSeq and is a predicted model, not a curated record. The transcript is spliced from 13 exons. Gene Ontology annotation, biological process: mRNA processing; spliceosomal complex assembly; protein deubiquitination. The coding region runs from base 292 to 1788 and encodes 498 amino acids.